This is a messenger RNA of Nematolebias whitei (Rio pearlfish), 948 nucleotides long. RefSeq names its product distal-less homeobox 4b (gene dlx4b). The transcript is spliced from 3 exons. The coding region runs from base 4 to 780 and encodes 258 amino acids. NCBI's taxonomy places the organism in Eukaryota, Metazoa, Chordata, Actinopteri, Cyprinodontiformes, Rivulidae. Gene Ontology annotation, biological process: embryo development; cell differentiation; negative regulation of transcription by RNA polymerase II. The record is from RefSeq and is a predicted model, not a curated record. Gene Ontology annotation, molecular function: RNA polymerase II cis-regulatory region sequence-specific DNA binding; DNA-binding transcription factor activity, RNA polymerase II-specific.
CUAAUGAUGUCUAUGGGUUUCAUGCCUGACAGUCUGAGUGGCUCCGAUCCCUCCAAAUCGGCCUUUCUGGAGUUUGCCCACGGACACCCGGCGCACCAGCAGCCCUCCCCGGGACUCUCCCACAUUUACCCCGUCCAUGGCUUGCACGCUGCCGGCCAUUCUCAGCACGAAGGUCCCUUUUCUGCAGGCAACGCGUCCUAUGGCCACUCUUUGGGUUACGCCUACCCAGGCUCGGUGAACACUCACCCCCCGUCCGCCUACAUGUCCUACCAGCAGCACAGCAGCAGCAGCAGUCUGUCCCACAGCAGGUUAGAGCGGACAGAUCGAGACAAGUCCUCGGUGUGUGAGGACAGGGACGUCCGGCUGGUGAACGGAAAGGGCAAAAAGAUCCGGAAGCCUCGGACCAUCUACUCCAGUCUGCAGCUGCAGGCUCUGCACCAGCGCUUCCAGCAAACCCAGUAUCUGGCCUUACCGGAGCGCGCGGACCUGGCGGCCAAGCUGGGGCUCACCCAGACACAGGUGAAAAUCUGGUUUCAGAAUAAACGCUCCAAGUACAAGAAGAUCAUGAAGCACGGCAGCGCCUCGGAGGGGGAGCACCUCCACAGCACCAGCUCCGUGUCCCCCUGCUCCCCCGCGCUGCCCCAGCUCUGGGAGGUCUCCAUGGCGACCAAAGGGGGGCCGAUGCACCCGAACAAUUACGUGAACACUUUUGGCCACUGGUACCCGAACCACCACCACCACCCUCACCAGGACGCCAUGCCGAGGCCUCAGCUGAUGUGAGAGGAUUUUCUGCAGCUGCUCGGCCGAAACAUUCAGGCCGAGCUGGACUGGAUUUUUUUUAUUUUAUUUUUUCACGUGGAGCUGUUUAAAUGUGUGUUGAAGAGACUUUGUUCUUCGAGGUUUGUUUUGUUUGCAGCUCCUGCAUGAAAUGUUCACGAGACGCAUAAA